AUGGGGAAGUUAUGGAACAUGGAGGAAGGGGGGAUAGUGGAGGGCUUCAGCACGGAGGAGCUGGAGUGCAUGAUCUGCUACUGCCCGUAUAGCCUGGGCAGCCGGCGCCCUAAGGUCCUCGAGUGCUGUCACCGCCUGUGUGCCAAGUGCCUGGCCAAGAUCUUAGACCUAGGCGAGUCGCCACCCAAUGCUGUGGUGUGCCCGUUUUGCCGGUUCGUCACUAGUUUCCCGGGCGAGGCGGUGGGCAACCUGCCAGAUGACUGCAACUUGGUGGCAGCGCUGGCCCUCCAGACCCGGAACCAGAGGAACUUGCACUACCACAAUGAGGGCCCCACCGAGCUACUGCUCAGCUCCAGGCACCUAAGCUCGCUCAUGGGCAACCCUCCCAGCGGCUCCCCAUCCUCCUCCACUACCACUACCACCACCACCACCCACACAUACUCCUCCAUCCGUGGUUCACCCAACUACAUGGUCAUCACCAUCAUGGAACCGCCUCCAUCCCCUGAGGACCACCACCCCUACCAACUUCACUCCCACCCCCCUGGAGUGGCCACCAUCCAGGGUAGGGAUUACCACUCCUCCAGUCUGGACUCCAUGGCCUCAAUCAACCAGAGGUGGGCGGUGUGGAACUGCGCUGCCCGUGCGCUGGUGUGGGUGUUGGGGCUCCUCUACUUCAGCUCCUUGCCCAUGGGGGUCUACCUGCUCAUCAUGCAGAAGACCACCCUGGGGGUCCUUCUGGUAAGCCUGGUCCCGGCAAGCCUCGUCAUGAUCAUGGUCUACGGCUUCUGCCAGUGCCUCUGUCACGAGUUCUGGGACCUUAUGCCUCAUAGCAGCCAAAGAACGAUCAUCCGAGGAGGUUAA
This is a messenger RNA of Salvelinus namaycush (lake trout), 861 nucleotides long. It is a transcript of the gene rnf182, whose product is annotated as ring finger protein 182. The record is from RefSeq and is a predicted model, not a curated record. The transcript has a single exon. Lineage: Eukaryota; Metazoa; Chordata; Actinopteri; Salmoniformes; Salmonidae. Bases 1 to 861 code for a protein of 286 amino acids.